UGAAGAAUGCGCCAGACGGGAGAAUAUCUUAAAAAACCGCGAGACCGAACGAGAUCGCCACUUCCUCAAAAUGUAAACAGAAGUGAGUAACGUUAGUUGUACAGAGGGUUUUUCAGUAUAACAAGACAUGUGAGCAGAAACUCCAUCGUAUGUGCUGUAAUGGGUUCUGCUCCGUGGCUAAUAAAAUGGACAAUAAAGGGACCGACGAGGUGGAGAAACUGAAGUCCAAGUUUAUAUCAGCAUGGCACAAUGUGAAGUACAGUUGGGCUCUUAAAUCAAAAACUGCCUUCAGCCGUAAUUCUCCUGUUUUCUUGUUGGGGAAAUGCUACCACUUCAAGGCUGUGGAUGAUGAAAGCCCUACUGAGAGUUGUACUGCUGAGGCAUUAGGUGAUGUUGUCACAGGCAAUGUUGAUGGAUUUCGAAGGGACUUCGCCUCACGAGUUUGGAUGACCUAUCGAGAAGAUUUUCCAGCCCUUCCAGGCUCCACCCUCACUUCAGACUGUGGGUGGGGUUGUACACUCCGGGCAGGGCAGAUGAUAUUGGCCCAGGCUCUCAUGCUUCACAUCUUAGGUAGAGACUGGACCUGGUCAGAAGCACUGACCUUGGAGCCCCUGGAUACAGAGACAUGGACCAGCAGUGCAGCACGGAGACUGGUGGCCACAUUAGAGGCCUCCAUUCAGGGGGAAAGAUCACAGGUCACCCAGCCUGUCUGUCCUGCUCAAGUAGGGGCUGAGGAAGCUGACUCAUACCUACAAGAGGCAUAUCAUCGCACCAUUGUGUCCUGGUUUGGGGAUGGACCGUCAGCCCAGUUGGGCAUCCACAGACUAGUGCAGCUAGGAAUGACUUCUGGAAAACAGGCAGGAGAUUGGUACGGCCCAGCAGUGGUGGCACAUAUACUCAGAAAAGCUGUUGAUGAUGCAGCAGAUGCAUUGCUGAAAGGGAUAAGUGUUUAUGUAGCACAGGACUGCACCGUGUACAGUGCUGAUGUUAUUGAUAGCCAUUCAGGGCGGACAGGCAGCCACUGUGAUCCUCAGGGACUCAAUACUGGAGCAGCCCCUGAUAGUAGAGCUGUCAUCAUCCUCAUUCCUGUGAGAUUGGGUGGAGAGAAGAUCAACCCAGAAUACUUAAGCUUUGUCAAGAGCAUAUUAAGCUUAGAGUACUGUAUCGGCAUCAUUGGAGGAAAGCCUAAGCAGGCCUACUAUUUUGUUGGAUUUCAAGAUGACAGCUUGAUUUACAUGGAUCCUCAUUACUGUCAGUCUUUUGUGGAUGUCAGCACAAGCGAUUUCCCUCUGCAGUCUUUUCAUUGCCCAUCACCAAAGAAAAUGCCUUUCAGUAAAAUGGACCCGAGCUGUACGAUUGGAUUCUACUCAAAAAACCUCGAACACUAUGAAAGAAUUGGCAACGAACUGUCAAAGAUAUUGGAGCCUUCAUCGAAAGAGAAGUACCCUGCAUUCACCUUUAUGACAGGACACGGGAAGGAUUAUGAACUUUCGAUUGCUGGAGAAAAGCGAGAAUGGCCUUUCAUCAGGAACACAAGAAUAGCAGGGACAACAUCGGGAGACUUUGUGCUGCUCUGAGGGAACCCUUCAAGCCUCUAACCCAGAGCCAAGUGAUACACCACAAAUCAGGGCUGGAUCAGUCUGUAUUUAUAUACAACACUGUGGGUCUAAACUAUAGGACCCUGUGCUACACUGUCCUCAUGUCAUUUCAGAAAAAGCCAUUUAUAAAAAAAAAAUUUCUGCAAGCAGAGCAUUCAUUAGCUUCAGAGAGUUGACCACUUAACUGAACCCAUACUGAUGUCAAUACUUCUGUCAGUAUGUGCUUGAAAGCAAAGUUUGAUGGUGGAUAUAGUCUGGAGUGUUUCAUGAACAUAGGCCAUCCACAUUUGUUUUGAUUGCAAUUUUAUUUAAUAGCUAAACCUGUAAACAUUUCAGUGUAAUAUAAAUGCAAUUGACGUGGUUAAUACAUGUUUUUUUUUUUUUUUUUAACAAGAAUGAAUUUUUAUUUUUUUUUCCUCAAAUAGAAUCAUGUUACUUUUCUCACAUUUCUUAAAACAAUGAAUCAAAACACCUAGUCUACUUUUUUGAACGAUAUACAUUAUAUGGUGAUUUAACUUCACAAAUCUUAUGUUUUAUGUUGACAUGUUUUAUGUUAUGUUAACUGGAAGGAUAAUGUGCCUUUACAAGUGAGUAGAGAACACUGUUAGAUAUAACUAAAUAUAGUGGUAGCUAGAUUAAAAAAAAAAAGCCCUGUCUGCUGCCAGCUUUUUUUAGAAAUAUUAAAGUCAUAGUGCAUUGAUAUGCACUGAAACUGUGCUUAAUAUAAGAUUAAUUAAUGUCAAUUAACAACAAUACAGUAGUAUAAUGUCAAUAUGAAAAACGUAAUUUCAGAGCUACAAAGAUCUUGUUAGUCUUUGGGAGUUCACUGUGUUAUUUAAGCAGUAUGAAUCAAGGAGUAAUUUAUUAUUAAAUGAUGCCUUAUUUAUAUAACCUCAAGUUUAUUUUCUUGGUGAUAUAUUGUUUUAACAAACUUGUCAACAUGUACUGCCAUAAAUAAACUUUCUUUUCAAAGAAA
This is a messenger RNA of Ctenopharyngodon idella (grass carp), 2574 nucleotides long. It is a transcript of the gene atg4c, whose product is annotated as autophagy related 4C, cysteine peptidase. The record is from RefSeq and is a predicted model, not a curated record. The coding region runs from base 150 to 1577 and encodes 475 amino acids. Gene Ontology annotation, molecular function: protein-phosphatidylethanolamide deconjugating activity. NCBI's taxonomy places the organism in Eukaryota, Metazoa, Chordata, Actinopteri, Cypriniformes, Xenocyprididae. The transcript is spliced from 11 exons.